Molecule: messenger RNA, 1983 nt
Organism: Onthophagus taurus
Lineage: Eukaryota; Metazoa; Arthropoda; Insecta; Coleoptera; Scarabaeidae
Product: protein Malvolio
Biological process (GO): manganese ion transport; iron ion transmembrane transport
Cellular component (GO): plasma membrane; endosome membrane
Molecular function (GO): iron ion transmembrane transporter activity; cadmium ion transmembrane transporter activity; manganese ion transmembrane transporter activity
Source: RefSeq, a predicted model, not a curated record
AAGAAAAAACUUUUUAUUUCCAAAUGGGCAACUAGAAUAGUAGUUCAUUAAUCAGUACCGUUCUAAACACAAUUAGAUGUAACUGUCAACAUAUAAACAAUUCUGAUAUUAUUUUUUUUGCAACGAAUCGUAUCUUAGUACGUGAGCCGUUAUCGCUUAUUGUCUCUCUACUUUUCGACUUGCAAACAACCUCUACCAACAUUUUAACACGUAUCAUUAUCUAGAUAAUCUCAUUACGUUUUCGAUCACUAUCGAAAGAAACAAACUGAAAAACAAUGAAAAUCGCAAAUUGUUAUUAAUAAUUAGAUUAUCUUUCGGGGUAAGGAUAAAAUAUAAUCCCUUUGUCUUUAGAAACAGAAUCAUUUCGCGCGGUUAAUCCAACGAGAAUGCCCGGAAGUGAUAUUAAAAAAGUUGAACUCGAAGACGAUGAAUAUGAAACUUAUUUUACCCGACAAAGGGUUGUUAUUCCAGAUGACGAUAAGCCCGGAUUUAGUUUUCGAAAACUUUGGGCAUUCUCCGGUCCCGGAUUAUUGAUGUCUAUUGCUUAUUUGGACCCCGGAAAUAUCGAAAGUGAUCUUCAAUCGGGAACUAUCGCGGGAUAUAAAUUAUUAUGGGUACUUUUAAGCGCAACCGUUUUAGGAUUGGUGGCUCAAACUUUAGCAACAAGAUUGGGUGUUACAACGGGGUUACAUUUAGCUGAGAUGUGUCAUCGUCAAUACAAAAAAUUUCCGCGGCUUUUAGUGUGGAUAAUGGUUGAAAUCGCUGUAAUCGGUUCUGAUAUGCAAGAAGUCAUUGGAACUGGAAUUGCGAUUUAUUUACUUUCAAAUAAAGUAAUUCCUUUAUGGGCUGGUUGUAUAAUAACAAUCAUAGACACCUUCACAUUCUUAUUCUUAGACAAAUACGGGCUUAGAAAAUUAGAACUUUUCUUUGCAUUUUUAAUAUCAGUAAUGGGAAUAACUUUUGGUUAUGAAUACAUCGUAGCUGCACCAAGUCAAGGAUCAGUUGUACAAGGAAUGUUCUUUCCUUGGUGUAAAGAUUGCAAUUCCGACGCUCUUUUGCAAGCCGUUGGAAUAGUAGGGGCUGUAAUUAUGCCUCACAAUUUGUAUUUGCACUCAGCUUUAGUGAAAUCGAGGGAAGUCGACAGAAAGAAGCCGGAAAAAAUUAAAGAGGCUAAUUUUUAUUAUUUAAUUGAAAGUAGUAUUGCUUUAUUGAUCAGUUUUGUUAUCAACGUUUUUGUGGUUUCCGUUUUUGCUUACGGACUUCAUCACAAAACUAAUACAGAAAUGUUGGAUAGUUGCGAAAUAAAUGGUAUUGAUGCUUUCGAUGUUUUUCCGAAUAACACUGAAUAUGUAAACGCCGAUCUUUAUAAAGGUGGAAUUUUCUUGGGGUGUACUUUCGGUUCGGCCGCUCUUUACAUUUGGGCCGUUGGGAUUUUAGCAGCUGGUCAAAGUUCAACUAUGACGGGAACAUAUGCCGGACAAUUCGCUAUGGAAGGUUUCUUAAAUUUAAAAUGGGCCAGAUGGAAGAGAGUGUUGUUCACUAGAACUAUAGCUAUUAUUCCAACGUUCUUUACUGCUUUCUUUAGCACCAUCGAGGAUUUAACGGAUAUGAAUGAUAUAUUAAAUGCCGUUAUGAGUUUGCAAUUACCAUUCGCUGUUAUUCCUACGAUAGCUUUUACGAGUAAUCCCAAAAUUAUGGGCAAAUUCACCAAUGGAAUAGUUUUAAAAAUCGUUGCGUUCUUAUUAUCAGCCGCUGUAAUUUCGAUUAACAUUUAUUUCGUUUAUUCAACUGUGGAAGAAAUGGACCUUAACGCUGGAGCAUUAUCAGGCGUGCUUAUAGUAGCUGUUUUAUACGUAAUGUUAGUUAUAUAUUUAAUAAUUCAUUUAACAGCAUCGAUAAAUAUAAACACAAUCGGCCAAAAACCCUUCAUAAAAAAAUAUUUCUUAGUUGAUAGCGAUCAUAACUUGGAAUUAAAGAUAUAAU